Messenger RNA from Cladophialophora immunda, 1590 nucleotides. RefSeq lists its product as uncharacterized. Lineage: Eukaryota; Fungi; Ascomycota; Eurotiomycetes; Chaetothyriales; Herpotrichiellaceae. The transcript has a single exon. Bases 685 to 1536 code for a protein of 283 amino acids. The record is from RefSeq and is a predicted model, not a curated record.
AUGACGUCGAUAGCUGGGAGGCCUUUUUCUUCUCUUCUCCAACUCGUUUCCCAAACGACACAGUACCUGAAAUCAGUAGAGGCGAAGCCAAGCGACAAUCAAGGGACCGAGAGGCUAUUGAAGGCAUGCUGGGGCUCCCCAGAAAUCGGGCGUCCCGUCUCUUUGGAAAUCAGCGAGCCGCGAGAGCGAGGGAACUUUGAGCAACACAAAGUUCUCUCAGGCAUCGCCCGGGCCUGCGCCACACCCACACUACGGGAGGGUAGCCCGCCCCACGAAUCAUGUUCAGACUUGGACCAUAACACCAGACGGAGUUUGAGAAGCUGAUCAGGGCACCAGGGAAACCUAGCAAAGUCCGGGAGACCCAGAGUGUGAGUUAAUAUGCGAGGAUCCCCGCUUCGCCCUGCUUCACCCAGAUCCAUUGCCAUGGCUGGCGCAUGACAGGCGCUUGUGACUUGGACAAGUUCGACCUACCCACCUCUUCGAACAUUCCAACGAGCCGGUAUUUAGCCUCGCCAGGCAGUCUUCCAAUACGGUCGAGGUUCUUGCCUCCUAUGUCGGAUCGACAUUGCGCAGCAUGUGGUUCCUAUUCUUGUUAUAAGUCUGCUUACCAACUCUGGCUUUCUUGAACCUGAUUCUCCCACCAUCUUCGUCUCAAGCGGGAGAGCAACUCACAAACGUCCCACCAUGGCAGCCGCAGAUUACUUUACAUCGGCCCCCAGGCCUCCGCUGGAACAACAUAACAAUGGUUCAUAUGUGCCGCCACAACCACAGACGGUACAUUCGUCGCAGGCGGGAUUUGGUUAUCAAUCCGGCCAGCCAGGCCAACCGAGUCCACAGUUUGGCGUUCAACCGCCUUCGCCGUACGGUCCUCCUCCCCAUCUCCCUCCUCCUGCCUACCAACCACUCAACAACGAACCCAAAGUCCAUUUCGCCGCGACACCUGCGACGCCUGGACAGCAUCGCCCUUCCCUCUCAAGCCAGCCGACAUACGCCCUCAAUCAGCCCAAUUUCCAAGCCAAUCCCGUCCAGCAACUAUCUCCAUAUCCUCCCGGUCCAUACGUCCCUCAAGCCUAUCAACAUCUGCCUUACGGACCACCUCACCAUCGACCGCACCACAGACCCUCACACGGUGACCCUUCCGGGUCUGGUUAUUCCUCAGAUCCCGAGCCCAACAGGAGGAAUCACAAGGAGCGAACCCGUCGCAUAUCGGACCACUCACGCUCGACCAAUGCCGAUGGCUUCCUCGGCGCCGCCGGCGGCGGAUUACUAGGCGAUCUGCUUUUCCCAGGGCUCGGCACGGUCGGUGGCGCGUUGGUGGGCUGGGUCGGGGGCAAGGACUAUGGCAAACACAGGAAGUGGAGAGAAGAGAAGAGGGAUCGAGAGCAGGAGCGCUGGGAGAGGGAAUACCGCAGGAAAAACAGCCACAGCCGCUCGAGGAGUCAAAGUCGAGACAGAGACGCGCACGAGCGGGGCCACAGUCACGGCCGUCAUGACGGACGGAGACACAGCCAUGAAAGGCGGAAGGGCCAUGACUGAGAAACGGACGGGAGUCAUUCUUGGGGGUUCUUCGAAGAGCGAAGGCUUUUUAUU